CAUAACUGCAUGAUGAGUGGCAUCUGUUUUCUCAAAUUCCGUUCGGCUGUUUACCGGCUAUCACCGGUAAAUGCGUAUACGUGGCGCCAUUUAAGCUGGAGAAUUGUUUUCUGUAGAGAUUAAAGAAUGAAAGCUUCGUUAGAUAUGUGGAAUACUUUGAAAUAUGAAUUUUUAUAUGUUGGACUUUUGUAGUCAGUAGUAUAAUUGUGGAUAUAUAUACGGCCUACAUACUCCCUUUUGAGUCCUAACACUAACACCAAGGUGAGAGAGUGUGUGUAAAAGUGAGGACCACACGAGUGAUCAGAAGCUAUCAAAAGGGAAUCUCUGGCAUUAGCGUCGUCACCAUCGUCAUCGUUUUCAUUCUCUCGAGAAGAAGAAAACAGAAAUACAACUGGAGAUUUCGUUCUAGAUUGAAGAACUGACGUACGAGCGGAAUCGUAUGAAGAAUGAGGAAUGGAAGAAGUUAGUAAGGAAUUAGCGAUCGAGGUAUAGCAUUCUGAGUUGGUGUGGUUAUGGUAAUGGAGGUUACACAGGCAGGAGUCAGAACUAGAGCUCGAGCUAUGGUGGCGGAGGAGACGGAGGAUAAUUCGGAAGCAGUGAAGAGGAGAAAGGUCGGUAAUGAGAAAUUGAGGUCGCCGUCGUUAACAUCUGAGAACACUAAAACUCGGUGUGAUAUUAAUUACGUUAAAUCAGCACAUGAGGAGGAGUAUCCAAGCGAUUCUUUCAAUGCCUCCGCGAACCUUAAAUCCGGUGGUGUUCCGGCGUCUUGUUGCUCUAGUACUGGAUCAAUGGAGAAAGUGAAAGUUGCGGAUCUGGAGAAGAGUUAUGGAACUGAAACAUCCGCAUAUAAAUUAAACGGAAGCGAAAGCACACCUAAGAAGGAGCUCAAGGCGGAAUCAGGCGAACUGGAAUCAUGUACAGCAAAGCCGUCACUGGAAAUGGUUAAUCCUUGCCGUACAGUCUUGUCGCCGGAGAAGAUGCCACCUGAAGUGGAACUUGAAGCCUUCUUUGCGGCUGCAGAAGAAGAUCUCAACAAACAGUUUAAAGAGAAGUAUAAUUACGACGUUGUAAAUGAUAUUCCUUUAAAAGGUCGAUACGAUUGGGUGGAACUAACGCCAGGAAAAUGACGAUUAAAGAUGAUCGAUGAAGAAUUAAUAAAUUAAUGAGCAUUUUUGUUUUGAUGAGUUAUUUGAAGCUUUUCUGGCUACCUACAGCAGCUAACCCUAAACGAGGAAGAGCGACGCUGUGAAAAAGUAUGCCGUAGUGUUGUGUGCUUUUUAAAUCGUUGUUAUAUAGUAAUUCAUAUAUAGUAAUGAUAUUCGAAUCCACCACUGGUAAUUAACUUUGAUUUUAAUUAUUUCUCAAAAUUGCUUUGUGAUUGAAUUUAACAUGAUCCAUAGAUAUAUGAUUAUAGUUAUGUUAAGAAAAUGAAAAUGUUUAUGGAAUGAAGAUGGUGGUUUGGUAAUUUGGUUGAUGCCGGAGAUCGGUGGGAGUUGGAAGGCGUUGGUGAAGAAUGUACAAGCAGCAGAAGAAGAAAACUGACGCCUUGCCGUGUAAGCUACGAACACGUGUUUGAAUGCCGGAAAGCAUAUACUGACUCCCAUGUGGAUCUUAUCGAGAGAGAGAGAGAGAGAGAGAGAGAGAGAGAGAGAGAGAGAGAGUGUGUGUGUGUGUGUUUCUGCAGCCAUGUCCAAUGUCCAGACCUUCUUUCUUCAUCACUAAAGUACAACAUGUCAUCACAGGUGACUGGUUAAAAACCCUAUAAUUUAAUUCUGUCGAAUGAAUUUAAUCCAAAGUAUAAUAUUGGAAUAUAAUAUUUGAAAAAAAGCCUUAACUACCCAUAGAUUAGGACACAUUAGCAAUGGAUUCUAUCCGACCGAUGAUUUUGAACUAUUC
Lactuca saligna is the source of this 1896-nucleotide messenger RNA. The record is from the annotation of a GenBank genome assembly. Lineage: Eukaryota; Viridiplantae; Streptophyta; Magnoliopsida; Asterales; Asteraceae.